This is a messenger RNA of Equus quagga, 1999 nucleotides long. RefSeq names its product translation initiation factor IF-2-like. The record is from RefSeq and is a predicted model, not a curated record. The coding region runs from base 1 to 477 and encodes 158 amino acids. Lineage: Eukaryota; Metazoa; Chordata; Mammalia; Perissodactyla; Equidae. The transcript is spliced from 3 exons.
AUGGAGCGGCGCGAGCCGGGGACGCCGCGGACGGGGGCGCGCUGGCUGCCGCCCGCCGGGCCCCUCGGCGUGUGCCCGGCGCCGGGCGGGCGGGGCUCGCGGCCCGCCGCUUUAUUGGGUCACCGGCCUCGCCCCGCGCCCCCUCCCCAGGCUGCACGUACGGCGGCGGCGGUCCGAGGCGGCGGCGGCCCGGGGGCCCACCCUCCGGGGAGGAAGCGCCGCCUCCCCGCGCGCCGGGCCCUAGCGAAGCGGCUGGUGACAAAGCCCGGGCGGCGGCGCGGUCGUCGAGCCGCAGCCCUGCGUUCGGCCCGCUUUCACACGGGCCCGUUCCGGCCUCAGGCUCGGGUCGUUGCCCCCAAGGCCUGCCAGUGCCGAGCUGAGCGGACGCCGAGCGCUCCCGCGCGGGCGUGGGCCGGCCUGGCCGCGGUCUCGAUGCUGCCGUGCACCUGGGCGGGGGACCCGUUCGUCAGGUGGUAGGUGAUCAGCACAAGCUUCCAAGUGCAGAGCGGGGCCCCGGCCGGGUGUUCCGACGCCGGCUCACGCCGUCCAGUCUCGGUGACUCCCCUUCACCUCCAGCCGCACCCGAGGCCUCCGCAGGGGUGAUCUGCUGAGGUGGAGAACACACCAGGGCUCGUCGGGGCCGUGCCGCCCUGGCGGUCUGGUCUCUUGGCUGGGAGAGGGAAUUCGAAAUUGGUAAUUAGCUUGUCCUUUCUGGUUGUAGUCAUAACCAAGGACACUAUACUGGCGUGUAAUGCCUUUGAAGAAUCAGUCUAAGGAACUGGAUCCUCUAAAAUUCAUAAUUCUGUGUAAUAUAGGUUCUACAUAGCCGUUCCAAAAACUGCCCUCUCAGAUAUCAUGAGAUGGAACGCGUAUUGUAUGAUGUGUACAUAUUACAUUUCUUAGAGUAAUAAUAAUUGGAAUGGAAUCUAUAACGCUAGGGGGGUGUCUAGUUUUCUCAAAUAUUGAAUAACUAAAACUAUGGGUCAAACUGUCAUGUGGUAUUUCCCUCCUUCCCUUAGCAGAAUGCCCUUAGGUGAAUUCAGCUGCCGCUAGCUCUAGACAUACACGGAAUCAGAAAUUCGCAAACUGUGAACAGAAACCAGUCCCAACUGACUCACUCCCCACAGUUUUGCUUGUCUGAGAUACUCGUCUUGUUGAUGCCUACCCUUCAGCAAUUGUGGGAGGAAGGAAGAGUGAAGAGGAUUUGCCUCUUGACACUAAAUGAUGAUCUCGCAACAACACAAAAGCUACAGCGUGCCAACCAUGCCUCAGCCACUGGACAUAGAAAGACAAAGAAAGCUAUCUGGUUGAUUUACCCAGUAAGUCAGUCUUAGAAUUCUCAGUGCUCGUGAUAAAGUAGAGCUUAUUACCAAAUGCUAGCCUGGGAUGUGGAAUGGCUCACUCUGCCUUUGGUAGCUAGGCCUCAGUGGGUUUUAUUUCCCUCUUCUCUGGGAAGGCAGCAAAGGAGGAGGGUCUGUGUAGUUUUGUCCGUAUAGUUCAAGAGCUGUGCCUUUGGCUAUCUUACCUGCAUUACACAUUACAGCAGGUCCCUCUAGGCAGUACAGUGUUUAGACAUUUCAGUGAGGAUAUCUUGCUUUAUUCAUGGUUCAGCUCGAGUACCUGUUUUCUGACAUUUGAUUUUCUCUCUCUCCUUUCUCAAAGAUACGGUAAAUGGUUUUUAAACCAGUAUUGACUCUAUAAAAUGAACUCUGUUCCCUCCUUAUAAAAAAUGAUAUUUAAACAAAGAAUAGCAAUCAUCAUCCUAUGUAUCCUUACCCUGGUUUCACUUACAAUGUACCCUCUGGAUGCUAGAAGCUGUGUAUUGUCUAGUGGUCAGAACACAACACAAAGUCUGAAUUCUCAACCAGCUCUGCCACUGAAAUCUGUAAAAUAGAGUGUCAUAAGUCAGUCUUUUAAAAAGUAUUAUCCAGGCCUGGCCCAGUGGCGCAGCAGUUAAGUGCACAUUCCGCUUCAGUGGCCCAGGGUUCGGCCGUUCAGA